Molecule: messenger RNA, 1224 nt
Organism: Danaus chrysippus (African queen)
Lineage: Eukaryota; Metazoa; Arthropoda; Insecta; Lepidoptera; Nymphalidae
Source: the annotation of a GenBank genome assembly
AUGUCAUACGCAAUGAUACGAUAUUUGCGACGAACUGCGUUGUUAUCCAGUAAAAAGAGGCUUGAGAGCACCAUGACCAACCUAACCCAGGAAGACUUUUCGUUUCAUCCUCCUAUGCCGCAAUGGAGCAAAAUAAUCAGGGAAGCAGAGAAAAUAGUCGGAUAUCCGACCUCCUUCAUGAACUUGAGGUGGCUAUUGAGUGAUGAGUUCGCCAAUCUGGCUGUGCAAUUACGAAAAAUUGUAGGUAGCAACCAUCCUAUUCUGAAGACAGCCAAAACUCUCCUCAAUAAUCAGCACAAUAACCUUCAACCAUGGGGUCUCAUAAUAUUGCUGUUAUCCAAAGCAACAAGUGAAUCAACACAUUCAGUACAAAAUACAACUCUCGUAGAGCACCAACGAAUGUUGGCCGAGCUAACAGAAAUGAUACGUACCGGCCACUACAUACACCGAGGUCUCCUCAACAUACCCAUCGAAGAAAGGGACAAAACCACCGACACAUCAAUGUUUGCAAACAAAAUUGCAAUAUUGAUUGGUGAUUAUUUACUCGUUACAGCCAACGGAAUGUUGGCUCAUCUGAAAAAUCAAGAUUUGUCAUAUUUAAUAUCGACAGCAUUAAGAGAUCUCAGUGAAGGAGAAUUUUUUGGUCCUCGGGACUGUCAGAACCUACCUCUACCUGGAAAACCUUUAGCUGGGCAGAGUGUAAAUUUCAGAAUAUCUAAUGAUACAGCACCAUUGAAUAACUCAAAUGUGUUAGGUUCACCGAAGGAAGAAUGGACAUUACGGACUUUGUAUAAUGGUGGUACUUUAUUUGGACGAGGUUGUGAGGGUGCGGUAUUGCUUGCUGGGAAGGGUGCGUCCGAGCAAAAGCAGGCCUUCCUGUUCGGCUGCCACUUAUGUUUAGCAUGGCAAGCCGCAAGUGAAUUACAAAAGUUCAGUUCAAGUAGCAAAGAGCCGGUUUCUCUUGUGAGUGCCCCGUUUUUAUUUGCAAUUAACGAAAAUCCUAAACUAUAUGACAUGGUUAAAGAUGUAGAUAAAAUUCCAAGCUUAGAUUUUGAAGAUAUAAAAGCUAAGGUCGCAGAAACUAAUGCUAUUGAGAGAACUAAAUUGUUAUAUUCAGAUAAUGCAUACAAGGCAAUACAUUAUAUUAAUAUGUUCGGUAAUAACGAGUCAGUAGAUGCUAUUCAAAAGAUUCAUCGAGACUUGAUACUAAUUUUGUUUAGGUAA